AUGACGACGGCGACGAUUGAUCCUACAAACAAGGAGCUUGCCGAGACUGCCGACAAGAUCAGUCUGCUUGUGGAUCUGUUGAUUCAGCUUGGCGUGCUUGUUCAUGAUAACCCCGGAACUCCGCAGAGUCAUCUGACACUCGUGGACACCACCAACCAGGUGGUGAGCGGUCUCUCGGACAUUUGGGAACAGCAAGGCAUCGACAAGUACCCGGUGCCUAUUGAUGUCAUCAGCUACAUUGAGGAUGGACGCAAUCCUGAUAUCUACACCCGUGAAUUCGUCGAGGUGACGGCUAAGCUGAAUGCUCGGUUGAAGGGGAAGAUGGAAGGGUUUGCCAAACUCCGAGACGUCCUUGGAGAAAAGCUUGCGGCUGAAUUUCCCCAGCUCAAGCCCAACAUCGAUGAUAUCAUCGAAAGAACUCUGGUUGAAAAGUGA
Molecule: messenger RNA, 435 nt
Organism: Diutina rugosa
Lineage: Eukaryota; Fungi; Ascomycota; Pichiomycetes; Serinales; Debaryomycetaceae
Gene: MED10
Product: mediator complex subunit
Exons: 1
Coding region: 1-435 (144 amino acids)
Biological process (GO): positive regulation of transcription by RNA polymerase II
Cellular component (GO): chromatin; mediator complex
Molecular function (GO): transcription coregulator activity
Source: RefSeq, a predicted model, not a curated record